AUGGAUUUUCAAUUCGAUUUUGGUAAAUCACAUUUCUUAUCCAGCGACUUUAUAAAACCAGCAAAUGGCUCCAAUUCGUCAUUUGUUUCAGCCAAUUCAAAUCCGGAAAAUAAAAAUGAUUUUAGUCCUACUGAUUAUGGAACAAUAUUUAAUGAUAUAGUUGAUGAAUAUUUAUAUGAAUCAACUUUAGAUAAACUUAAUAAAUAUGAUAGAAAGAUUUCAAAAACUUGGAGUCAACCAGAUAGUAAUAAUUAUAGAACAAUUAACAGUAAAGUCAAAUUUAAUGAUGAUAAUGAUAUUAAUAGAAGAUCAAGUUGGUGGAAUUGGAAACUGAUGUAUCAUUUUUUUGUGCCAGAGCAUGAUAAAGAAGAUAGUAGUGAUAUUAAACAGGAUCAAGUUCCUUACCGUUUACGAAAUGUAUUCAAAGAAGAAGGAGAUUAUGAUAAAAGUGAAAAAUCUAUUGAAUUACCGAAAAGAAGAGUUACAAUUCAAGAAAAAUGUGAAAUUAUUUAUCCUAGUUUAAAUUAUGAAUCAAAAAGAAGGAGUAUCUCAAGGAGAUUUAGCUUUUUCAAAAAACACCAUUAA
Messenger RNA from Insectozyma verbasci, 585 nucleotides. The record is from the annotation of a GenBank genome assembly. NCBI's taxonomy places the organism in Eukaryota, Fungi, Ascomycota, Pichiomycetes, Serinales, Debaryomycetaceae.